Messenger RNA from Adineta steineri, 684 nucleotides. NCBI's taxonomy places the organism in Eukaryota, Metazoa, Rotifera, Eurotatoria, Adinetida, Adinetidae. The record is from the annotation of a GenBank genome assembly.
AUGGGUUUAAGUGAAAAUGAUGUUGCUAAACAGAUUCAACAAAUGAUAUCAUUUAUAAAACAAGAAGCAGCUGAAAAAGUUGAAGAAAUCGAAGCAAAAGCUGAAGAAGAAUUUAAUAUUGAAAAAAGUCGUUUGGUUUCUCAACAACGUAUUAAAAUAAUUGAAUAUUAUGAUAAAAAAGAAAAACAAAUUGAAUUACAAAGAAAAAUUCAACAUUCAAAUUUAGCAAAUGCAAGUCGUUUAGCAAUUCUUAAAGCACGAGAUGAUUAUGUUCAAACAUUAAAAGAUGAAGCGCGAAAACAAUUAACUAUUUUAACACAAGAUCAAUCAAAAUAUACAACAAUUCUUGCUAAUCUUAUUGCACAAGGUCUUUUUUUACUUAUGGAAAAAGAUGUUACUAUAAGAUGUCGACGUAAUGAUACAAAUCUUGUUAAACAACUUAUUCCUGAUGCAAUGGAUCGUUAUAAAAAAGAAUUAAAACAAAAAGAUAUUAAAAUUACAAUUGAUGAGAAGAAUUUUUUACCUGACGAAUCAGCUGGUGGUAUUGAACUUUAUGCAAUGGGAGGAAAAAUUAAAGUAUCGAAUACAAUUGAAGCUCGACUUUCAAUGAUUUUUAAUCAAAUUCUUCCUGAAAUACGAGAAAAAUUAUUUGGUGUUAAUCAAAAUAGAAAAUAUCAUGAUUAA